Colletotrichum costaricense is the source of this 1005-nucleotide messenger RNA. RefSeq lists its product as uncharacterized. Lineage: Eukaryota; Fungi; Ascomycota; Sordariomycetes; Glomerellales; Glomerellaceae. The record is from RefSeq and is a predicted model, not a curated record. The transcript is spliced from 3 exons. Bases 1 to 1005 code for a protein of 334 amino acids.
AUGUCUAUUCUAUUAGUCUGCUCCUCUCAAACCUACUCGCUCAAGACAUAUUCUGAAAGCACUUCAUCGCAGCAGACUUUUGCUCACGUGGAUUCGUGGUUCCGAGAUUGCAAAGUUAAUCAUGAGAAGUGCAGAGAAGUUGCCACUGAUCCAAAGUGGUAUCCAACGCGCCUCAUUGAUAUUGGUCCCUUGGAUACAUCGAGUUUUGUCUGCCGCAUUACCAACACUGGCGAUGAAACUCCUCAUGGCCCCUAUAUGACUUUAAGUCAUUGCUGGGGAAGCGCAAACAGUCUCAUUCUGACCAAGAGCAACGCCGCCGAGCUUUUGGAAGGCAUUCCUCUAGAGAGCCUACCACGUCUUUAUCGAGAUGCAGCUUGUUUUGUUCGGAAACUUGGUUUCAAAUUCCCUAUUUACAGGCGGGACGUCGAUUCUUGCCGACCACCACUUAACCACUACACCUUCGGAGGUCAGACAAAUCCAUGUUAUCUGGUCGAUGCGAAUUUCUGGGAGGAGGAGGCCAGGCGAGCCCAUGUCAACACCAGGGCAUGGGUAUUUCAAAAACUCCUUGUUUCUCGGCGUGUUGUGUCUUUCGGCGAGCGUCAGGUGUUUUGGAGUUGCCGGUCAGGUCGUGCGGCGGAGAUAUGGCCCCCGGAUAUUCCUGUCAAGGAUCCCUACGAAGGUCCGCGUAUCGAGGAUCUUCAGCUUGGCGACAACGGAGCCCGCGGAAAGACGAAAAGCACACGAAAAGCAUACGAUUGCUGGUCCGAAAUCGUAGUCACAUACACUGACUGCAAGAUCACGUUCCCCAGCGACAGAAUGAUUGCUCUCUUUGCAAUAGCUAAGGAGAUGAUAAAGGUGCUCGGAGAUGAACACAUCGCAGGCAUGUGGCGUCGCCAUCUAGAAUCGAAGCUCCUUUGGAGAGUGCCUGCUGUGUCUACUCCUUCUGGCUCACCGCCUAUCGCCUAUUCGCCUAUAGGGCUCCCAGUUAGUCUUGGGCCGCCGUAG